Messenger RNA from Hyalella azteca, 1304 nucleotides. RefSeq names its product trypsin-5. Gene Ontology annotation, biological process: proteolysis. The record is from RefSeq and is a predicted model, not a curated record. The transcript has 10 exons. Gene Ontology annotation, molecular function: serine-type endopeptidase activity. NCBI's taxonomy places the organism in Eukaryota, Metazoa, Arthropoda, Malacostraca, Amphipoda, Hyalellidae. Bases 58 to 1113 code for a protein of 351 amino acids.
GCAGGUUUGAACGAAAGACAGUAAUCAUUCUAUGGACGUUGUGUGAACAUUGGUAAGAUGUUAAGGACACUGCUGUUGAUCUCAUUGCAAAUUGUACUGUUGAUGCUUGCACACAGCUUUGCGCUGUAUGAACAUCGUCUCUUCGAGCCACGUUUCAGAAAAGAGGGCAAGAAAGAAGAAAAUAAGAACGGGCAUUCGUUAAACAUAAUUUCAGACUUGGAGUUCUUCCAGCCUCGAGUCCGACACCCGACUCAGUCCACGGGCGGCACUUGUCCCUUCACUUGUGGUGUAACCAUCCCGACUGAACGGAAAUCUGGACUGGAAAUCGCGGGCGGCACGAUAGUCGCCCAUGGUGAGCACCCGUGGGUGGUGCGGAUCGUGAAGACUUACCCUGACGGCACGACGCUGUGUGGGGGAACUAUACUAAACUCCAUGAACAUCCUCACUGCAGCCCACUGCUUCAAAGACACAGAAGGAGCCUUGAUCACAGUCGAGGCAGGCAGUGUCCUCCUGAAGCCUGUCGAGUCGAGCGACCUACAGAGCGUGGAAGUCGCCUACGCAACGGUUCACCCUCAGUAUGAUCACUGGAAGAAGCAUUCCUCGUACGAUGUGGCUGUGGCGGUACUGAAAUGGCCCCUGCAGUUCGUGCUGGGGCGCGUCGCCCCCGUGUGCCUCUCCCCCACGCCCCCCUUUGAGGGUCUGGAAGGGCUCAUCAUGGGCUGGGGCUACACUGGUUUUAAUUCAAAUGAGCCUUCGCCAUAUCUUCUUAAGGCCACGAUCCAAGUGAAGAACCAAGAGCUGUGCGAACGAGCAUACCAGUUAUUCAACGUUUCAGUCUCCAAAGACCAAUUUUGUGCGUCUGAGCUGAACAAAGACAGCUGCCGCGGUGACUCUGGUGGUCCUUUCCUCGUCAAAAUCGAAGACAAAUGGAGACAGGUGGGAUUGGUGUCGUACGGAGCUGGGUGCGCCAUUGCUGAAUUUCCAGGAAUUUAUUCACUGGUGGGCGCGAGUCUGGACUGGAUCCUCUCCGCCAUUCAGGGCGGUGACUGCCCACACUUCACUGGAAUUCGAAAAUUCUUAAUAGAAAAAAUUUCCAUUAUUCCAGACGUAUAGUUUUUGCAUUUAAAUUGUGUCAGAACUUCUUCCUUCAAUGUCUUAUCUAGAAAAAAUUUUUCCGGCGUUUUACCUUAGAAGUGCAUUUAAUCUCGGAUAAAUAAUAAAAUCGAAAUUACACAUUUUUUACGAAUUCCCCUAUGGGUUUCUUAUUUUGUCAGAACUAAUACAAAUGCACAAUUGUAUUGUAA